AUGGGUAUUUCUAAAGAAGAGGUAAAGGGAAAAAUUAUUGAAUUCUUACAAUCAAGAGGGGUUUACAGUGUUGAUGUAGGAAAUCAAGUAUUGGUAGAUUUUGGAUUGGGUAGCAUAACAUUAAUAGAACUAGGUCAAAUCUUAGAAGGUGCUUAUGAUAAAGAGAUCUCAUUUGAAGAGUUUAGUACAAAAACAGUAGAUGAAUUAGCAGAAUCUAUUUCUUCAUAA
Molecule: messenger RNA, 228 nt
Organism: Dictyostelium purpureum
Lineage: Eukaryota; Evosea; Eumycetozoa; Dictyosteliales; Dictyosteliaceae
Exons: 2
Coding region: 1-228 (75 amino acids)
Source: RefSeq, a predicted model, not a curated record